CGGCAGACAAGCAGGACUGGCUUGCAACAUUGUUUCGUUGCGGUCUUUCCGCUUCUGCUGCAAAGUCAAGUGAAGUCACAAUGAUCAUAGCCGCCACUGAUUGUCUCUGAAGGCGUUGGGAUCAAGGAAGGCUCCUUAAACAUAGCCUACUGGUUCUGUAUGGUAGCCUACCUGCUCUUGCUAACAUUUAAGGAUGUCUUCAUGACGUUUGUAACGGACCCAACGCAUCCAUCGCUGUUGCUAGAGACCAGUGGGGCCGCGUAGCAAGUGUAGCCUAUCGACAGUUAAAGAAGCCGUCUAGCAAGCUAUGCUGGCCAGCACCAUAACGAUGUGUAUGUGGGUCUGCAGCGGCGAAUAGAUCUGCAUUACCUCUUCCGCUGAUUUGGAUUCCUUCAUUCAAUUCAUCCUUCAAAACCUGGACUCUAUCGGAGGUGUUUAUGAAGACAUUGUGUGGACAGUAAUGACCGCACGCUUCCGGUUGCCCGCUGGCAGAAACUACAAUGUCCGAGCGUCGGAGCUGGUACAAGACAGGCAGCACACAGACGUGCUCUGCAGUGUACUCCUGCUGGAUAACACAGUUCAAGCCUUCAAAGUUGAUAAGCUCGAUCAAGGACAGAUCCUGCUGGAUGUAGUGUUCAAACACCUGGAGCUGACUGAGAGAGAUUACUUUGGCUUGCAGCUGGCUGAUGAUCCGGCUGACAGUCAGAGGUGGCUUGACCCAGUAAAACCCAUCCGGAAGCAACUGAAAAAGGGAUCUCAGAACUGUUUGAACUUCAGAGUCAAAUUCUUUGUAACCGACCCAAACAAACUUCAGGAAGAGUACACAAGGUAUCAGUACUUUCUUCAGAUUAAGCAGGACAUCCUGAGUGGAAGACUGCCCUGUCCCUACAACACUGCAGCUCUCUUGGCAUCCUAUGCUGUUCAAUCGGAGCUGGGAGACUACAACCACGCUGAACACUUGCCUGGUUACCUCUCAGAAUACUGUUUCAUCCCCAAUGCGCCACAGGACUUUGAGAAAGAGGUCGCCAAAUGUCAUCAGCAACACACAGGACUGUCUCCUGCCCAGUCGGAGUUCAGCUAUCUAAACACAGCACAUACACUGGAGUUCUAUGGAGUAGAACUGCACUAUGCCAGAGAUCCAAGUAACACAGAGAUAUUCAUGGGAGUGAUGUCUCUAGGCAUUGUCAUACAUAAGAACAGGCUACGAAUCCACACUUUUCCAUGGGUGAAUAUAGUGAAAAUUUCAUUCAAAUGUAGACGAUUUUUUAUUCAACUCCGGAAAGAUUUACCUGAAAGUCGUGAGGCUCUGCUGUGCUUCAACAUGGCCAGCUACCGGGCUUGUAAGAACCUGUGGAAGGCCUGUGUGGAGCACCACACUUUCUUCCGUCUGGAGAGACCCCUGCCCCUACAGAAGAACUUCCUCACUCACUACUUCACACUGGGCUCCAAGUUCCGCUACUGUGGGAGGACGGAGGUUCAGUCUGUCCAGUACGGGAAAGAGAAGGCGGUGAAGGACAGAGUGUUUGUCAGGUCUCCCAGCAAGCCCCUGAUACGGAAGCUGAUGAGCGGGAUGGACUGGGAGUCCGACAGCAGAACCUCUCUGCAGGAGGACCGCAUGGAGACGCAGAGUCUGCCCACGCGCUCCCCGCCUGGCACGCCCAACCAUAGGGAGUCCCGCCCUCGCCCAUCCUCGGUAGGACACCUGCUGGAUCACGUGAUCAACACCUCGCCCCGUCAGGUGUUCGCCAAUCACAAGUCAGCCUCCUCAACCCAGGCCAAUAGCAUCAGUUUGGACUCUACCCUGUCACCUGAUACCACAAUAGAUGGCCAGCCCCCGGCCCUGCCCCCCAAGCAGAGCAGGAGGACCCUGUGCAGCCAGACCAGCCAGUCAGCCUCCCAGCUGGAGCUGGACAACCACAUCAACGAGCUGUACAACGUCCCCGGGGCAGCAAACAGGACAGUGUUGAAUGGAGAAGUUCCCCAUGACAAUCUAGUGUUGAUUAAGAUGUGCCCUGACGAACACGGUCGAUUCGGGUUCAAUGUGAAGGGUGGACUGGACCAGAAGAUGCCCGUCAUCGUGUCGCGAGUAGCCCCGGGAACAGCGGCGGACCUGUGCGUGCCCCGUCUCAACGAGGGGGACCAGGUGGUGCUGAUCAACGGCCGGGACAUCUCCAGCCUGUCCCACGACGAGGUGGUGCUGAUCAUCAAGGCCAGCUGCGAGGAGGAGCGCUCCAGGGAGCUGGUACUGCUGGUCCGGCCCAACGCAAUUUACGACGUGGUGGAUGAGAAUCUGGAUGCAGAGCCACAGUUCCAGUACCUUGCAGAGAGGGCACCCCAGUACCCUGCCCAGCACCACCACGACGCCUGGAGGGACUCCAUGCUGCAGCUGAAGCAAGGCCUGAACACCGGGGCUGUCCUGUCACAGUUUGAUCAACUGUACCGGAAAAGACCUGGACUAAUGAUGUCCCAUGCCAAAUUAUCUCAGAACAUUUCCAAAAAUCGAUAUAGAGACAUUUCUCCAUACGAUGCAACACGGGUCAUUCUGAAGGGCGAGAAUGACUACAUCAACGCAAACUACAUCAACAUGGAGAUCAUGGGAAGUGGUCAAACCAACCGAUACAUCGCAUGCCAGGGGCCCCUGCCAGGGACGUGCCCAGACUUCUGGCAGAUGACCUGGGAGCAGGGCUCCACCAUGGUGGUCAUGCUCACCACCCAGGUGGAGCGAGGACGGGUGAAGUGUCACCAGUACUGGCCCAAUCCGGACAACAGCACCACCUACGGGAACUUCCAGGUGGCCUGUGAGUCUGAAGAGGGGGAUGCAGCCUUCCUGGUCAGAGAGAUGACCCUCACUCACCUGGAGAGCCAGGAGAGCAGGCAGCUGACCCAGAUCCAGUACAUGGCCUGGCCAGACCAUGGUGUGCCGGAUGACUCCACUAACUUCCUGGAAUUGGUGAGCCUGGUGCGCAGACGGAGAGCAGGGGGGGAGGAGCCAGUGGUGGUCCACUGCAGCGCCGGGAUUGGUCGGACUGGGGUUCUCAUCACCAUGGAAACUGCCAUGUGUUUGAUUGAGGGCAACCAGCCAGUGUAUCCCCUGGAUAUCGUGAGGACAAUGAGAGACCAGAGGGCAAUGAUGAUCCAGACCCCAAGCCAGUAUCGCUUUGUUUGCGAGGCCAUCCUGAAGGUGUACGAGGAGGAGCUGGUGAAACCGCUGACACCCACAAGCCCUGUAACCCCCCAUGAGACCCCUGCAGUCUGAGCAGAGGUGGAGGCAGCCUGGGGCCAGCAGGGAGGGUCACAGAGACUCAGACCCCAGUCAGACUGUCUCCCUGACCAUCAGGCUGGAGCCUGCAGCACAGACAGGAGAUCUUACUGACGGUUCAAACUAGCACUGUUGCACUUUAUGUUGACAAACAUGACUCGGAAGUUGACAAGCGAAAGCGAGAGACGUGGUGGACCACGAUCGGAGAUCUUUUUGAGGGAUGUGUUGCGCUCAGGGUGGAAGUCUGGACAUCCCUGUGGUGCCCUCAACACAGAUGAGCCUUCAGGAGAACGUGGAGGCAACGGACUUCCAAUCCGCCGACACAUCACCCCGAGUCAGAGUUAGGAUGAGAUGUUGCUUCUUGUCUGUUCGUAAACUCCACAGCCUUUUCUCUUGGAAAAUAGAGAUUUGGGGAAUUUCUUUUAAGAGUCCAGAUGAUAUCUGAUUAGGCCUGACCUUCUCUGCGUUGUCUUUUUUAAGGAGCGUUGAGACGUGUGCUUCAGAUGGGCUUUGAUGUGUACUCUGACAUGUACAGACGCGACAUGAAGGAGGUAUACACCAUGGUCCCACUCUGAUCCACUCUCUCCCGGAGUCACCCCGGCUAAUAGGCAUGAAUCCCACCGUGGGAUUGGUCCUUGACGUCAUACAUACGGUACAUGCAGAUCCUGCUGAUCAGUGGACAUAUGUGCAGUGGUGCACAGGUGUUCAGGACUCGAAGCUCUUUCAGAUCAGGGGGAGCUCCCUUUGUAGGCCCUACAGCUGCUGUAGCUGUUGUUAUUAUUGUUGCUCUUUAGGCAGCUAUUGAACUAUAGUUCAGAUCGCUGAGUUCGCUGGUACACUGGGCUCACUAAGAUGUUCUACAGUCCUUGACGGUAUUAUACCACAAGAGUUAUCAUUUUUAGAGUAUAAAUAAAGUUGCACUCUUUUUUUUUUGAAAAUCAAGCCAAGACUUCUAAUAUCUUUUGUCUUGAGCUAUUGAAAUUAAAAUGAAACAAACUCUCUCCUUUACUCUGAAUCACAGUUGGAUGUCAUGAAGGAAAUGAACCCUUUCUAAAUUCAUAGGUCGACGGCAGGCAUUCUACAAUGUUUUGCGCUUGACAGAGCAACAUAUUGUUGGUACUGAAGAAGUUGUCAUAAUUUAAGUUAGAGGUUGUUUAUUUUGAUCUGUGAAAGAUUACAGUGAAAGACUAUAGCAAGAAAACAUUACUGGUUAUUGUUUGAAAUUAAAUUGAAAGGUUAUUCUAAUGCCAUGCCUUGCAUCAAUUUACAGGGUUGGAUUUUCAUAUUAGGCAAAUACUGGUUUUGAAGGUCAGUGUAUUAUGACUCCAUAGUGGUGUAAGAUACAGUAAGUAAAAGCCUAAAUAUGCUUGCAUUAUGGUAUUAGAAACCUCCAGGAUCCAUUCAACCUAAAUAUCUAGAUUGACCAUAUUGCAUAUGGCUGGAUUAGGCAUUGAAUCUAUUCAUAUCAACCCACCAGUUAUGAUGAAUAUUACAGCUCCAAAGUCAUGCAAACAUUGACUCGAAAGUGGCUUUUGUACGAUUUGAAAGUUCAUGUUUAAAAUGGAAAGAAACUUUCUGUUUGUUUUUGUUUGACCAUGCUGAUUUCUGACUGAACAGUGCCACUUUUUUUAGUCACACUUGUAAAAUAUUGUAUAGGCCUAACAUGUUUCAGAUCUGUCUGAAAAACUAACUGUAGAUACACAGAUGAGGAUUGGGCUUUCAUGAUUCAUACUGUAUGUUCAUCCUUGGGAAUGUUCAGCAAUUCUUCAGAAUUAGUCACGUGUUGCCAAACUAUGAGCCAUGUUUGCUUUCAAUAUUUUUAUACAAUAUGCAACCUUGCUUCUUUGUAAUGGACAGCACUUGGCAAACAACUUACGGGCAAAAUUAUCAAAUGAAAAGUGAAGAAAGAUGUGAAAUUAAGACUUAUUUUUUAUAAGAACCCCAAAAAGGUUAAAGAUUAAAUUUUACAGACAUUCAGUCCCUAAAGUGUGAAUAGCAUUGAUAAUUUAAUUAGAAUGGAGUUUGACAUGUUUGGCAGCAUUGCAGUGGUUUUAUGCAAUUAGAUAGUCCCCUUGUUCAGUUCAAAACACCCACAGCAGUUGGGAUGUGCAGCUUAAAGCCCUGUACGAAUGCAGAGCAUUUUACUAACGUGUUUGAUUAUGAAAGCGGGGCCAUUUUUGCCAAUGAAAUAUCAUUUGUGACUGUAGAUUUGCUUGUGCUUUCAACAUUAGACAUCAAGCUUGGCAUUUGCCCAAACUUAUUUGCAGAGACCUCUGAAAUGACCUCAUACAAUUAUAUUGACAAUGUUUACAUUUUAUGACUACGUUCGAUGAGUGUAUGGAUGGAUAUUUACUCAAGAUCAGUCCGUUUACAGAAGCUGCUGAUGCUACAUGUAGGGGAAAUCCACUGUCCGGGUGUUCAUCCAUGUCAUCAAAAACAUUUGAUGGAGGCACUGACUGGCUUUUUUUUGUUUGUUUGUUUUUUAUUGCACAGUGCAGUUGCACCUCCUCACCUCUUGGUACAGUAUCAGACAUUCUGCACAACUGUGAUGUAAAUAAGCUUCAUGAGUGACUAGUGGUAUAAAUUGUUUUUAAGAUAAAGGCAGGAGAUGUUCAUUGGUGUGAAGCUGUACAGAAAUUGAAUGUAUCGAUAUUUUAGGAUUUUAGGAAAACUUAUAUGGGAUGUACAAUUUUGGCUUUUGAUGGAAAAUAUUUUUCAUACUACUUGUAAAUGCAGGUUAAUGUCACAGAUUCACCUGGUUACUAAAUCAAUGGGCUCAUUUUAUCUGUGCUCUCAUGUUUUAUGUUGUAAAUAGGAGCAAUAUUAAGUAAAGUGCCAAUGUUCUGUUAGUAAAGUCUAAUUUCUGCUGUAACAAUUGACAAGUCUUUUCCCUUUCUAUGUGGUACUGUACCCAGCCCUAGCAG
This is a messenger RNA of Hypomesus transpacificus, 6183 nucleotides long. RefSeq names its product tyrosine-protein phosphatase non-receptor type 4-like. NCBI's taxonomy places the organism in Eukaryota, Metazoa, Chordata, Actinopteri, Osmeriformes, Osmeridae. The transcript has 27 exons. Gene Ontology annotation, biological process: protein dephosphorylation. Gene Ontology annotation, cellular component: cytoplasmic side of plasma membrane; cytoplasm; cytoskeleton. The record is from RefSeq and is a predicted model, not a curated record. Gene Ontology annotation, molecular function: protein tyrosine phosphatase activity; cytoskeletal protein binding. The coding region runs from base 461 to 3256 and encodes 931 amino acids.